Messenger RNA from Lachancea sp. 'fantastica', 1587 nucleotides. Lineage: Eukaryota; Fungi; Ascomycota; Saccharomycetes; Saccharomycetales; Saccharomycetaceae. The record is from the annotation of a GenBank genome assembly.
AUGGAAGAUGGUUCCAUUCCUGAAUUUGACUUUUCGGACAUUAUAAAGUCUAAUGACGCUGCCAAGAGUUCGAACCCAUCAAAUGAUGAAUCUUCACAAAUCAGAGAAAGACACACUCCAAAUGCACCAUUUUUCACACCGGAGAACAGAAGCGCCAUCAAGAAACGAAAACGGGAUCCACAAUUUGUUCAUUUGUUGAAAAAAGUCAGCAUUCAAACAACUUUACUUUCUGUCGUACUGCCACUAUUUUCGUUGUUCAAGCUGAUCAUCAGCAGACCUGAGUGCAACAACACACUACUCAAAUGUCUGGCGGUAUAUAUGCUGAUUUCACAAGUCAGUCUAGGUGCUGGUUACCAUCGUUUCUUCACACAUACAUCAUUUCAAUGCGAUCUGAGAGUCCAGUCCAUAUUCGCAAUUUUAGGCGGAUCCUGUGGAUUAGGCUCAAUACUGGAUUUUUCAAGUCAACAUCUCGCUCAUCAUCGGUACAUAGACACUGAAAGAGAUCCGCUUGCUAAUGCAGUGCAUGGCUCGCUAUUCGCUAUUUGGGGACACAAACUUUUCAAGGGAAACAGAAAGUCUGCCAGAGCCGUGCAAGACUGUAGGGCCACUAUAGAAUCAUCUGCUCGCACAAGCUCUAGCGAAAAAAGAAAGAGUUUUGUCACCACACCAAGCUUUGCACUUUUGCGCUGGCAGCAUGAAAACUAUGGUGAGAUUUUAGUGCUUACUCUGAUACUCAUACCAUGCAUUUUAUCCAAAUUUUGUGGCUUGCCUUAUUUUAGUGGGAUUUUUUAUCUAGGAUUGGUGAGAAUGUCCUUGAUUCAGCAACAGUGGUUGAUCAUUGGCGCUUUUUGUCACACAAAACACUUUCCUCUUUCAAAACAGCCAUUUGACGAUUCCAGGACAGCUAUAAAUCUGCCAUUCAGUUUUCUGGCAGAUCUGCUCACCUUUGGUGAAUCCAAUCACAACUUCCACCACGAAUUUCCCGGUGACUAUAGAAAUGGCCUAGGAAAACUCCGGUGGGACCCUUGCAGGCUAGCCAUUCUUGUCUUGUAUUACCUCGGUUUUGCAGGUAAUCUCCACUACACCUCUCAAGAACAGAUAGACAAGUGUUUACUACAGCAGCAACAAAAGCUUCUGGAUGAAGAAAGAGCCAAACUACAGUGGGGGAUUCCUUUGGACAAGUUGCCAAUCAUUCAACCUGAAAAAUUCGUAUUACUGGCAAAGCACGAGUUUGAAACCAAAAGGCGAGCACUUGUGGCCAUCGAGGAUGUUGUCCACGACGUGACACCUUUUAUCAAUGAUCAUCCUGGUGGGGUGGCACUUGUUGAAGCUAGUGUGGGUAAGGAUGCCACACAGGCUUUUAAUGGUGCCGUUUACUUACAUACCCAGGCUGCUAGAAACCUUCUCAGCACAAUGAGAAUUGCGGUGCUUGGGCGCAGUCGGAUGGGUGUCGAACGAACCGUAUGGGAAAAGCACCUUCUUGAGAGUAACAAUUUGAAAAGCGACUCCAAAGGACGCGAGAUUGUUAGAAAUAAGCAGCAGGUCACAUUCACAAAUAAAAAUCAUUACGCUGCGGGGGCCGCAUGA